This is a messenger RNA of Hydatigera taeniaeformis, 345 nucleotides long. The record is from the annotation of a GenBank genome assembly. NCBI's taxonomy places the organism in Eukaryota, Metazoa, Platyhelminthes, Cestoda, Cyclophyllidea, Taeniidae.
AUGACCGACGCCAAUGGCACUGCUGCGUGUGACGACGUCGAACGUGAACGCUACAAUGCGAAGAAGGCUACCGAGACGCAAACAUCUGCUCUGUUAACCCACAUCCCAGUCACCUCUGUUGAUAUGCCUCGAAGGAAGGACAGUGUCGACGAAGCCACCUUCUCCACACACCGCACAUCGCACACUCUCGUCCUACUCCUGCUGCCUUCAAACUCGUCACCAACCAAGUCUCGCUACGCUACCGUUGAAGAGUCAAUUGCAAGGCAUCAACUCCAACACAAACUGACAGUAAUGGCCACAGUCGAAUGCAGAGUCAUUGUUGGAUGGCACAUCUGCUCCAGGUGA